GGGCCGUGCCCUGGGGCGAGCGAGCGUCAGGGAAGGCGCUCUGGCUCCUCCUCCUCUCGCCUCCUCGGUGAGCUCACAACCCAGCCUGGGCGGCCCCUUCGACGGACCGGCGCGCAGUUGCCAAAGCGCGCUUUGGAGAGAGAAAGGCGAGCGCGGCGGAUAAGAGAGAAGCCUGCGUGGCUGGGUCAGGAAAGCGAGCGAGCGAGCAAGAGGCAGGAGGAGGACGGAGAGAGCCCCCAGCACCAGGGCGAGGCGCGUUGUGAUCCCGUCGAGGCGGCGCCCGCGGCUCCCUCCCCCGGACCCCCUGCGCCUUCGCCCGGAUCAUGGGAGUCUAAGCGCGGCGCAACCAUGGCCAUCAACACGGAGGCGCCGCUGGCGAAGGCGCUGGAGAACUCUCCUCCGCCUGUGGACUCGCAUGAGACGGAGAAGCUGCUGACCGCCGUCGGGGUAGCCCCGAAGUCCUUCUCAGCCAGUGGAGAAGACGGCGAUGAAGCCCCCGCCGGGGGCGAGGCCGAGCGCAACGGCCACCACAGCCUGCCUUACCAGUCCGGCUCGGAGGGGAAGCUGGAGGCCACGUCGCUCUCGCCGUCGCGGCUCAGCCUGGGGCGCGCCUCAUCCACGGCCACCACCUCCAACCUCCACGAGCCGGGACGCUCGCGUGACUACCUCCCGUUGGCCAUUUUCUCCUGCUUCUGCCCCAUCUGGCCCCUCAACAUCCUGGCCUUAGUCUUCUCCAUCAUGUCUAGGAACAGCUGCCAACAGGGAGAUGUGGACGGAGCACGGAGGUUGGGGCGGGUUGCCAGAUUCCUCAGCAUCAUCUCCAUCGUCCUGGGGACCCUCAUCAUCUUGGUAUGCACACUGAAGUUCACAGGUUACCUGCAAUCCAAUUAGCAUGAGCAAAGCUUGAAGGAAAAGGAAGUGGUCCUUCGAGCUGCA
This is a messenger RNA of Lacerta agilis (Sand lizard), 936 nucleotides long. RefSeq names its product trafficking regulator of GLUT4 (SLC2A4) 1 (gene TRARG1). Lineage: Eukaryota; Metazoa; Chordata; Lepidosauria; Squamata; Lacertidae. The coding region runs from base 349 to 891 and encodes 180 amino acids. The transcript is spliced from 3 exons. Gene Ontology annotation, cellular component: membrane. The record is from RefSeq and is a predicted model, not a curated record.